AUGAUCGACGCGCAGGCGAAGCGCUUGGCUGAGAUGCAGAAUAAUGAGGAAGCGCGAGUAGAAGGAGAGGUGAAGAAGAAAGAGGAAAACGAUGAAAGGAAGCGCUUAGAGAAGUUGGAGAUGAUGCAGAGGUGGGAGGAGGAUAUUCAGAAGAGUCGUCAGGCUCAGAUACAGCGCAAGCAGAAUGCUCGUGCCAAAGAGAAGGCCGAAGAUGCAGAGACAGCCAAGUUCCUGGCGGAGUGGUGCAAAGUCUUGGAUAAGCAGGAGCAGGAAGAAAAUCGCCUUAAAGAUGAGGCAGCAAAGAAGCUCGCAGAGGACCAUUCAGAACUGAAUCGAAUGGCGCAGGGAACCGUCAGAAUCAGUGCGGCACAGUUUCUGACACAUCAAUCAAACAACAAUGGUGCUGGCAUUUGCUAG
This is a messenger RNA of Durusdinium trenchii, 417 nucleotides long. Lineage: Eukaryota; Dinophyceae; Suessiales; Symbiodiniaceae. The record is from the annotation of a GenBank genome assembly.